Molecule: messenger RNA, 2421 nt
Organism: Prosopis cineraria
Lineage: Eukaryota; Viridiplantae; Streptophyta; Magnoliopsida; Fabales; Fabaceae
Product: protein trichome birefringence-like 12
Exons: 4
Coding region: 107-1318 (403 amino acids)
Cellular component (GO): Golgi apparatus
Molecular function (GO): O-acetyltransferase activity
Source: RefSeq, a predicted model, not a curated record
UAUUUAUGAGCUAUGUUUACAGAAGAAUGCAUUAAUACUCUCCCCAUCGUCGUCCCGACUCGGGCACUAUUUUCACUCUCCUGAGUCUCCUCUCCAGAAAGAUGCUAUGUCUCCGAAGCUCCUUUCACCGCUCUUCCCGUGGCUUAUCUUACUGACACUUGCAUCCCUCUUUUUCUUUUAUUCUUUUGUUUCACUCUAUAGACCCUCUUCCCCAACCGUACGAUCGCUUACAGUUCCAACAUCUUCCUCAUGUAAUCUGUUCAGAGGUAUCUGGGUCUUAGAUCCAAAUCGCAAGCCAUUGUACGAUGAGACUUGCCCAUUUCACCGAAACGCAUGGAAUUGUUUGAGGAACAAGAGGGAAAAUAUGAGCCUGAUCAAUUCGUGGAAAUGGGUUCCUGAAAGUUGUGAUCUGCAGCGGAUCGACCCUUUUCAAUUUAUGGGGCUAAUGAGGAAUAAGAAUAUUGGGUUUGUUGGGGAUUCUCUGAAUGAGAAUUUCUUGGCUUCGUUUCUAUGCAUUCUGAGAAUUGCUGAUGAGGGUGCUAAGAAGUGGAAAAGGAAGGGGGCUUGGAGGGGAGCUUAUUUUCCCAAGUACAAUUUGACGGUCGCUUAUCAUCGUGCUGUUUUGCUUUCCAAAUACCAGUGGCAGCCAAAGGAAUCUGAAAAUGGACGUCAAGAGGGAUCACAAGGUAUUUAUCGAGUAGAUGUUGAUGUUCCUGCAGAUGAUUGGGUUAAUAUUGCAGGCUUCUAUGAUGUCCUUGUGUUUAACACUGGCCACUGGUGGAAUUAUGACAAAUUCCCGAAAGAGAAGCCUCUUGUAUUUUAUAGGGAUGGACAGCCAGUUGUUCCUCCACUUGAAAUGUUGGAUGGAUUAAAAGUUAUUCUUGAAAACGCUGUUUCAUACAUACAAAACAAAUUCCCAACAAAGACAUUGAAGUUCUGGCGUUUGCAAUCUCCAAGGCAUUUCUAUGGAGGAGACUGGAAUCAAAAUGGAAGCUGCUUGUUGAGCAAGCCCCUUGAGAAGCAUGAGCUUGACUUAUGGUUUGAACCCAGGAACAACGGAGUUAACAAGGAAGCAAGGCAACUGAAUAUUCUGAUUCAAGAGGCAUUGCAAGGCACUGAUAUCCAAGUGCUUGAUUUAACUCACUUGAGUGAAUUCAGAGCUGAUGCUCAUCCAGCGAUUUGGUUGGGAAGGCAGGAUGCAGUGACAAUCUGGGGUCAGGAUUGCAUGCACUGGUGUCUGCCUGGUGUCCCUGACACAUGGGUUGAUAUAUUGUCACAACUGAUCCUUAAUACAUUAGGGAGAACCAGUGGAUCAUAAAAAAUGGAAAGGUUUUUAUGUAGAUCCAGUCUAUAAAAAAUAAAAGACGAAGUCAAUACGAAGAUAGACAUGGAGUUUUUAAAGAAGUUUGGAGAGGUUGAGCUUUUCCCUUGACAAAUCAAAAUUUUUUAGACAAAGAUAGAAGUCCAACAGUAAAAACUCAACGUCUCAGGCGUGUCAUAGGUAGAUUUCAUUGAAAAAUGUAUAAAACAAUUUCAUGUCUAAUUAUGAUUAGUUUUUAUACUUAACUUGUAUAGAUUGGAUCUACCUAAAUCUUUUCUAGAAGCACGAUUAUAACUCAGGAAAUCCACUGUCAUGCGUUUGCCAUUGAAAGGUUUGUGGGCUUGUUUAUUGUGGAGAUGUGGGAAUUUUGAGGUCUUCGUUGAAGUUUCUGAGCUUGAUGCAAGAUUUAAUGCCGAUCUUGUGAAGAAAAAAUUGCAGCUUUCAAGCUGGGACGGAAGCUGUGGUUGAUUUGGUGAAGAGAAGUUGAUACCUAUGGAUGCAGCUCCGUCAACUUAUUCAAAAAAAAAUAAACUAGUGGACUCGUACCUUUUGCUCUGUGUAGAAUGUUAAGGAAGCAUUGAAGGAUCUACAUACGGGAGUCCUGGGAUAAUUAUCUCAACUCAUUCAGAACCAACAAGCCUAUUGUUGAGUACAUUAGUUAAUUAUCUGUGUGAAGUCACCGAAGAUGCUUCAAGCAGAUAAGUAACUGAUGAACUUCAGAGCCAGCUUGCUGGUUCAAAAUGAGUUGAAGUAACUAUCUCAGCAUUCUCAGAUGUAGAAGCUCCAAUGCUUCCUUUAGCAUGAGCAGUAGGGCUGUGUAAAAGUUUUUCAAUCCUGUUUGGUUCAGUCCAACCCAAGAUGGUCUCAGUCUUGUUUGGUCCAUAUAGACACCGGUCCUUCAGGACCAAAAAGACUGAAAAGACCAGACUAUUUUUUCGAGUUGAACUGGACAAGAGACUAGACAUUCAAACCACUUGGUCCAGUCUGAUCCUAUUAAUUUUUUUAUUAUAAUUAUAAUUAAUUUAUUUUUGACAAAUGUUUGAAGUGUAAUUGAUGGUAAGGAGAUAAUUGUAUGAAGAUUUGUUGAGUUUGUUUCUAAA